ACCCUGGUGUGCCACAACUUCCAAUUUUACGCAAGACGGACAACGGGAAUACUGCGAAUUGCAAAAAGGAUGGUGUCCUUCUGGGUGGUUCCGUCUAAAAAGCAGUUGCGUUUUCAUGGGAAAGGAUCCAGCUCGUCUCGAUUAUGAUGAUGAAGUUGGAGUGACCUUUUGGAGAAAGGCGCGUGAGAAAUGUAACGAGAAAGGAGCGGACCUCAUGAUCGUGCGAGAUAAAGCAGACUUAAACGGACUAGUAUCCAUGUACUACCAAGCUAGAGUUAGUAUCCGUAGACCUCUUUUUUUAGGAUCACGGGAGUAUUUCAACACUCAUUGGAAAUGGCUUGACGGUACUGAGGUUAAUCCAGCUCUCUGGGGGAACGGAGAACCAAAACCAAUUCAUGGAAGAUGUGGAGUGAUCGAGGAUUUCAGAAAGAGGUGGUUUGACAGAGGCUGUGGUUGGUGGUUAGCAGCAAGGCCCUGCAAUAAGAUAAGAAGGGCUUACAUAUGCGAGUCUCCAUUGACCAACAGAACCUGCAAACAAGGAUAUUCAUUAGCAGAGGAUCGCUGCUAUAAGAUAGUCACCUCUCUUCGUCUUAUUUGGGAGGAUGCCCAGUGGGACUGCUUAACCCAAAACAGCAGCUUAGCGGUUAUCAACACUAAGAAAAACUUUGAAAGAGUCGCCUCACUUCUAUCAACGGUGAAGUGGCGAUAUAGCUUCUUCGUCGGGCUUGUAAGGAAUUUGAGCAGCUGGUCAUGGAUUGAUGGAAUAUCAAUUGACCCAUAUCUGUUUCAAGCUGGAUAUCCCAAGAUAAGGGAUAAGGAAGAAAAUUGUAUAGCGUUUUCUGGGUACACUCCUGACAUUAUAAAUGUGGGGUGCAACAAUGGUUAUGCCUACGCCUGUCAAAGUGCUCAAGCCGUUGUAGGAAAUGUUGCAUUUGGAAGUCUGACGGACCAUUCAAGUUUGGCUACAGGAAGCAAUUCAUCAUUUGUAGUCGAUGACAAUCUCACAACUUGUUUCUCCUCUAAAGUGGAAGAGAGUCCAUGGCUCGAAAUAAAGCUAGUGAAAUGGUUUUACAUCUACAAAGUGACCAUAAAAAAUCCCAAGAACACAAGUAUCCCCGAACCUCUCACAGUGUCGAUCAUUUCACGCAAUCGGAAUGGUGAAUCUACCACUUCUGUGUGUACAAAGAAAGGGAACUCUUCGUACUUGGAGUAUCAAUGUAUUCCUCCAGUGAGAGGUGACACUCUGUACAUCAAAGGGUCCAAAUUGAACACAGCGCUGGUUUUGUGCCAUGUCAGUGUUUUGGCAUUCGAAACAGAAGAAAAUGCAAAAGGAGUACUUCGAGAGGUCUGGCUUUCAGAAACAGCUGACGAAAACCCACUUCUUCUUAGAGACCUGAGUGCUUUCACCAGACAGAGAGACCUUUGGAAUAUAAUUCCAAGAAUGGAUGCAACGGUCAAUUUAGGAAAAUUUUAUGCUCAGAAACUAAAUGCUUACAUGAAGGUCACUGAUUCUGGCUACCACACAUUUUACAUGACGUGCAAUGAUGAAUGCGAGUUGUGGUUUGAUGGCGUUGAAGAUCUAGAAGGGUUGGGGGCUGGUCAGUCCGAGAGAAAAAUGUUGAUAAAGCUGGUUGAUAUGAAGACUUUAGAGCGUCUGACGUGGGAUAGGUCGCUCAGCAAGCAAAUUUCACAACCCAUAUAUCUUUCUCGUUGUCAUCUUUAUAACAUUGAGGUCUUUAUGAGGGAGUAUGUCAACGAAGAUCACUUGUCUAUUGGAAUCAAGUUUCCUAAUGGGGAAGAACAAAAACCUGUUUACGCCAAAAAUCUCUUCUGGCUAAAAACAGGUGAGCGGAGCCUCGUCUUCAGCAACAUACGAUUCGAGCCCGGUAAUAAAUUUACGGCGGAAGUUGGAUCUAUCAUAUCGAUAGCAGGCUCCUACAAAUACUGCUGUCAAGGGAUUUUCUGUCCAGACUGUGAUCUUAGAGUGGCUAUAUCGGUGUUUUACACCGAGUACAUCAUCAAUUCCUCUCUGUCAAUGAAUUGCCGAGAAAAUUCAUUCAAUAUUUCACUAGAAGCAGACGUAACACCUGGAUUCUACGGCAUUCAGGCCCAGUAUUCUUUUGUUGAUGAAAAUGCCACAAAACACCUUGAAAUUGCUCAAGUAUCCAUGACAGCUGCGGUUCUAAGUCAAUGCAGUUUUUUUAAUGAUCUCUGUCAAUGGAAAGAAAAGACCACAAACGGAUCUUCGUGGAAAACAGGAGGAGAUUACCAAGGUGCUUAUUUACUGGGUGUCAGCGAGGGCUCUCUUGAAAGUCCAAAGAUGCCUUGGAAAGAGUCAUUUAAAGAAACGUAUUCGUGUUUGCAAUUUAAGUACAUCUUACCAGGCACAACAACAGAAGGAAGAAAUUCUACCCUGGAAGUUUUCGUCGGUAACGAGGAACAGAUGGCUCUGCUUUGGAGAGUUCAAGGAUACCAUGGAAACAAAUCAUCACGAGGCUACGUAUCGUGGGAAUCCAAAAAAGAUGUCAUGAUUGAGCUUAAGGCAACUAGCUACGGGAAAGCUUCAGCUGUAAUUCAGGAAGUAAAAAUUAUCACCAACUACUGCGAAAUUUUCCCUUUGUUCGCCAUGCCAGGUCACAGCUGUAGCAAAGAAGAAUUCCAGUGUGAAAAUUUGCAAUGCAUUAAAAGUGUCCUAAGAUGUGAUGGCGACUUGAAUUGUUUGGACGGAUCUGAUGAGGAAAACUGCCAAUGUCUAAACGGUCAGUUUUCGUGUUCCUCGGGGACAUGCCUGCCUCCAGAAAAACUGCGAGAUGGCAAACAGGACUGUGUUGACGGGCAAGAUGAAAAGAAAGGAGGAGUGAAUCCGAAUUCCAAGUAUCCUUGUUUUGACGGUAAGGCGAUCUCUUGGUCCCAGACAUGUAAAAAAACAGAAAGUUGUGCUGACAGCAGCCAUUUUUCUGCCAUUUGUGGGAAGACGGAAUGCCCGCUGAAUGACUUAGCUUGUUCAAAGCAAACAGGGGAUGCGAAGAAGGAUAAGGAAGACGCUUGUCAGAUUCCUUUUCGAGGAUCAUGCAGUUUUCAGAAUGGUUUGUGUGGAUUUCAGAAUGGUAUUAACAGUGAAUUUCAGUGGACGACAGAAAUUAGAGGAACCCUAUCAGAAGGCACAGGACCUUCCUUUGACCAUACCACUUUAUCAGACCAAGGCCGUUACCUUUAUAUCGAAGCAUCAAACAGACAAGCUGGCGAUAAAGCGCGAUUACAAAGCGGCUGGUUCCUACAUGCUCCAGAACUUUGUCUUCAGUUUUGGUACCACAUGUAUGGAGAAGAUAUAGGGUCUCUUAACAUUUACAUUGGAGCAAUGAAAUCAGAAGAAAAGGUUUGGAGUCAACAAGGGAACCAGGGAGAUAGAUGGAUUUUUGCGCAAGUUCCUAUAAAUUCAGGAGGUCAUGAAAGACAAUUUCAGAUCCUAAUAGAAGGUGUGAUUGGAGGUGGAAGCUCAGGGGAUAUAGCUAUUGAUGACAUCACUGUUUUAACUGGAAGCUGCAUUAAAAUCGUUAAACAGGAAACUCUGGAUUGCUACUUUGAAAAUGGACUGUGUGGUUGGACUGGGGAAAACGACUGGAAGAUAGAGAGCACUGUAAACAAUGGUAAAUUCCUCUACUUCAAAACAGAUCGCGCUGAAUUAAUUAGUAGAACCUUGAUAACAAAAGAGCUAACCCAAGCAAAGGAAUGGCGGUGCUUAACAUUUUGGUAUUUCAUUGGCGAGGAGAAGAGGACGCAUACCAAUGAGAAAGUGGUGGAACUCAACGUUUCUGCUCUUCACCCUGAUAAUAGCAGUGAUGUCACUACUCUGUGGUCCACUUCUUAUCGUACAAACCGGUGGACGUAUGUGCAGCUGCCUCUUCACUACAGAGAGAGUCCCUUUAAGAUCUUGUUUAGAGGAACCCUAGAUUCUGCCGAGGUUGUAUUCCUGGGCAUUGAUGACAUAUCUUUUUCCAGAGAGAAGUGUAACGCUAUUCCGAACGAUGAGGGGAAAGACAUAUGCACCUGGGUAACCGGCUACCACACCUGCUGUAGAUUCCCUUUUGUCUAUGAAAAUACUCUGUAUCACUCCUGCACAGGAGACGAUAACGACAGACAGUGGUGUUAUUUUGGAGACGAUGAGUUUGAUGCUGGUGGCUGUGAUGGCAAGAUUCAAUCUUUGUCUCAUAUUUUUAUGGCUCAGAGCCAAAGGAAGAUUUCUUAUUCUUGGCGCGCGUACCUUCACGCUAUACUAAACCAAAUAAAAACUAGUGGAUCUCUUGGCCUUGAGUCACCAUCACCAUAUUUGGAUGACGUUUAAGAAUAAAAAAAAUCCAAAUAAUUUUUAGAACCUUUAGGAAACGCUCACAAGUAGGUGUGUCGAAAAAACAUUCUGAACUUUUUCACCGAAUGUGUUACUGAGACAUCUCUGAGGUAAAAGUAACAGACGACAGUUAUGCAGCCAAAAAAA
Molecule: messenger RNA, 4492 nt
Organism: Pocillopora damicornis (cauliflower coral)
Lineage: Eukaryota; Metazoa; Cnidaria; Anthozoa; Scleractinia; Pocilloporidae
Biological process (GO): adenylate cyclase-activating G protein-coupled receptor signaling pathway; activation of adenylate cyclase activity; hormone-mediated signaling pathway
Cellular component (GO): plasma membrane
Molecular function (GO): protein-hormone receptor activity; protein binding; G protein-coupled peptide receptor activity
Source: RefSeq, a predicted model, not a curated record